AGUUCCGUGUUUGAAUUUCGCAGCUGCUUUCGUAUAUAAUUAGGUACUCGGGACUCUCGGAAACCUUUUGGGGACGUAAAUAAAGAAUCCCAUCUAUGAUUUCAGUAUUUUAAGUAAAUUCUACAAUUCGUAUAGUUUUCAAUCGCCAGAAAAAAUUUUCUGAAAUUUAAUCAUGGAGAAAGAUGUUUCAGAAACGAGAGCAUCCACCUCUCAGUCCCAUGUACAAGAUGCCAGGAAUGAAAGAACUCCACUACUCCAGGGGGAAAGAUCUGGAGGUGAUGGAGAUAGAGGAAAUAUACCUCCAAUCAGAAUAAGAAGACCUUCAUCAGCACUAGAAGUUCCAAAUCAGCCUGGAGAUAGAGGUUUACGAAAGAUUUCUUCUUAUGGAACCCAGCUCCCUGGUUCAUGGGCAAACUACUACAGCCCCUCUCCCUAUACUGAAGAAAACAAACCUAAUAGACGUCCAUUCCACAUUCCCCAAGUACCUUCAAACAGUAACUUUUAUCUUGGAGGCAGCAGCGCUGAGGCAAAUUAUGCAGGGUAUAGCAGUGCUGAGGAGCAAAUUUCACCUGAAGCUGCUGGAGGUGCAGCAGCAAGAAGCAGAGGUAGCAACCCUCCCUCAAGGCGCACUUCCACCGUGACAGACCCGCACUCGCAGCUCUAUACUCGAUACCGCUACUACUCCAGGCUCAGAGCACCUGCUGAACCUGAGGAUCAUGCCCUGCUGAUGCCUGAUCACGUGGUGCCUAUUGACUUCCUUCUGCCCUUCAUCCCUGGCAGCAAGGCUGUCGGACCUGAUGGCAAGCAAGCUUCAUAUAUCACCAUCAUCAGCAUCUGGAACACAAUGAUGGGAACGUCCCUGCUGACAAUGCCAUGGGCGUUUGGCAAGGCUGGCUUCGCAGGCGGCCUGGUUAUCAUGGUCACCAUGGGCCUAGUGUGUCUUUUCACCGCCUACAGGAUCCUAACCGUGCAGCGGGUGGCAGGUGUGAGCGGCCCGCUGCGGGAAGCUUCUACUCUGUGUCGGGAGGUGUUGGGGGGCGUCUGGGGGCGCCUCAUGGAGGGGGGAGCUAUCAUCUUCUCCAUCAUCACCCUGCUGGGUGCCCUGGUCGUCUAUUGGGUCCUCAUGUCCAACUUUCUCUUCAACACCGGAGUCUUCUUACACGACACCAUCUACGAUGACGCGUCGUCGGACCGCAACACGAGCGACGUGUUGUGCCCCGUGAACGAGAGCGUGACGGUGGUUAACUCGUCCCUGGUGCUCACCUCGUCUCUCGAUGGCGAUGACGAUACCAGCCUUUUUCAGUUGUUGUGGGACCGACGCCUCACCGUGCCCUUCUACCUGCUCUUCCUCUUCGUGCCGCUCCUCUGCAUCAAGAACACGCAUAUCUUUAGCUACUUCAACUCGCUCGGCGCCGUGUCGGUGUUCUUCAUCUAUUUCUUCGUGAUCGCCAAGACCAUCACCUGGGGCAUCAACGUGGACCUUGUGGACUCAAAUAACCCUUUCUUCGUGCCCAUGAUCCGCGUGAGUGGGGCUAGGUCCAAUUAUACAGUUCAAUGGUUGCAAGAGAUCACGUAUGNUAGCCUCCUUAUUCCUAAAUACUGCCUUGCUGACAAUUUCUUGGACAACUUCCCUCCUCACGCGACGGCCCUCGCAGUCGUCAGGAUCUUCCUCCUCUUCCAGAUGGUGACCGUGUUCCCGCUGCUGUGCGUGUUCCUAAGAACGCAGCUGCUGUGCUACGUCCGCGGCCCCUCGGCCCCCCCGCCCUCCUUCGUCGCCUCGUCCGCCGUCAACGCAGCCCUCCUCGCCACCUGCGUCCUCGUCGCCGUCCUCUACACUGAGCUGAAGGGGCGACGGAAUAAUAUGGGUAAGCGCGUGCUUAGGGCUGGUCUACGUGCUGGUAACGGUCUUUUUAAUAGUCUGUUAACGUGCAGGUGGGUGGGCGCGUUCUCAGGGCUGGUCUACGUGUUCCUGCUGCCGUGCGGUCUGCACCUGCAGGCGCUGUUCCUGAAAGGAGAGCUCACGGCGCCCGCCGUCCUGCUGCACGGCUUCGUCAUCUGCCUCGGUGUCGCCAACUUCGUCGCGCAGUUUUUCCUCUGAACGCGCGUCCUGUUAUGGCCCUAGUGAUUCUGUAUACUGAAAUUCGCGUAUUUUAUUGCAUGUGUUCUCUCGUAAAUUCGUGCUAUUGCUUGUGCUUUCUGGUAAUCUGGGAAAAAUGGGAAAAAUUUUGUGAAGUAAUUUCCUUGCUUAUGUCUAAGCAGAAUAGGAUGAGCUUGCACAUUCCAUGGCUCAAGUUUUAGAUCACCGUGUCUUACUAAAGUGAAUAUAGGAAUUCGCGUUUUUAUAGUUUUUAGCGCAUAUUUCUUAGAAACGGACUGGACAAAUUUUAGAGCCCAUGUCCCACAAUAUAGCUACGAUCUCUUGCAUUCUAAGUUGAACUUCGCUAGAAAAUAUGCUACAAUCAAACUGUAUGUAAUGGAAUAAGCUAGAUUCAAUUAACAAAUAAGUUGAGACAUGUACUACAUCUUGAUGCUGAAUCCUUUUGUGUGGAGCGCCCAAAACUAAAUAAUCACAAGGUUCAUUGUAACGCAAUUUAAUCUAUGGUCUAAUGGAAUCUAUGUAACGCAAUGGAAUCUAUGGUCUAAUGGAAUCUAUGUAACGCAAUGGAAUGUAUGUAAUGCAAUGGAAUCUAGGUAACGCAAUGGAAUCUAUGUAACGCAAUGGAAUCUAUACGCCCAUGUCAGAGACGAUAUUUAAUGACAUCAGACGGGGAUAAUUCGCUGACAGUUAAUUAAAUAGAGUCAAUACUGACGAUAUUCUAGUUUACGAAUUAAUUGUUUCCAUGACUAUGGGGUUUCUUGACAUAAAUUACAGUCAAUACUCUUGUUAAUGAAGUACCUCUGUGAAUCAAUGGUAGCUCAAACUAGAUGCGAUAAUUUUAAUACGGCGGCAAAUUGCCCUCUUGUCAGAUGGAAGUGGAAACAUGAGAUCUAAUUUAGCUGGAAAUAGCAAUGUUUUUAAACUACGUUGAAAGUUAAAUACGCUUAUUGAGGCUGGUUAAAUUGGGUGACAUGAGGCCACUCGGGAACGUCUACUGUAAGACAACUAAAGCGAUCAGGUGAUGAUAGUGAUGCGUUGUAACAUUGUCCCCUGUAGAUAUUCUAUGGGAUUCUUUUUUUUCCAGCGCAAUUCUUUUUUUUCUCGCUGAUUUUAAUCUCAUUUGUGUUUAUUUUAACGCCAUGAUAUUAGUCUCUAUUUACUCUAUUCCUCUUUCUUUUUACUUGUUCACUUCAGUGCUUGGUUUCUAUUUUUAGAGUUUAAUUUUGGUCUCUGUUAUACCUAUGCUUAGCGGCAUUUGUUCAGGUGCCAUUCAUUCUCAUAUUCAUGUUGCUGAAUGCCUCAUGAGCAUAUGUUUAAUUUACAAUACUCUACGUGACUGCUAAUGUACUCUCAUGAAAGCUCGCUGUAUUGCAUUUCAUAAGAAUUCUUUCCAGUCUAGUGCAUUUCAAGGUCACCAAUAUACAUAUGUUUUUUGUUCGAUGCUAUGCCAAGAUUAUCUUGAUAUUAAUGCAGUUUGUAUUAGUUUGUAUUAAUAUUAUCUUGACCCUUAGCUUCUUCUUAGCUAUGUCGAGCUGAAGCUUGUGUAACCUUCACUUGCUCCCAACUCGUCAGGCUUUCAGGAAGCUUUUGCCUUGAUGUCCGUCACAGAAAAUCCAAUGCCUGAUGUGCACUAAAUUGAUGCCUGUGGCCCCUGUCACGCCAGGUUAUUUUCUUUGUAAACCUAUCAUAGCUGCAGGGCAGUCUAUUUCAACCAUCACUGUAGUGACUG
This is a messenger RNA of Hyalella azteca, 3827 nucleotides long. RefSeq names its product sodium-coupled neutral amino acid transporter 9. Gene Ontology annotation, molecular function: amino acid transmembrane transporter activity. NCBI's taxonomy places the organism in Eukaryota, Metazoa, Arthropoda, Malacostraca, Amphipoda, Hyalellidae. Bases 173 to 2098 code for a protein of 641 amino acids. Gene Ontology annotation, biological process: amino acid transmembrane transport. The transcript is spliced from 12 exons. The record is from RefSeq and is a predicted model, not a curated record.